UUGACAAACAUUUUUUAGAUUUGUAUCGUUUUGCAAGUUGGGUCGAUAUGAGGUUGACGCUUGCGCCGACGCUCGAUGCGUCGAGACGCCGUUCCUUCAGUAUUUACGGUAGCGGCGAAAACCCUCGCAAGGGAAAGGAACGGACGGACGGACGGUGGGAUCAGGGAGGAAAAUGUUCGAGCUGUAUGGUGUUGAUAAAGAUGGCAUGGUUUAUCGGUCGCCGCCGCCCAGGCGAAAAGAAGUCGACAUUCUGGAGACUUGCUUGCAACUCUCCUCACCAGAACUCAUGAGAAAAUUGCCUAAUGGCGAUGCGCUUCAUCACAUCAAGGACACGGGUGUUUCGACUUCCUUCAACAAGGCUAAGGAACCGCCUAGAGAGAGCAGACGAAGUAUUGUGAGAAAAUGGGUGGUGAUGACUGGAUUCUUCUUCCUCGGAUGUGCCUUAGUGGCUGGAGUUGGUCUGCCUCUCGCCUUGGAACUUCGGAGUUCGCAUUUGCUGGAAGCCAGAUUGCAGGUGGUCCGGCGAAUGUUGUCAGAAGUUCCUCUCAUCGACGGACACAACGACUUCGCCUGGAAUCUUCGUAAACACCGCGGCAGCACGAAGCUGAACAGCUUCCCCUUCGACGAGGACUUGUCGCGCAAUGCCAGCUGGGGCCCGCAAUGGCAGACCGAUUUGAUUCGCCUGGAGCAGGGAAUCGUCGGCGCGCAAUUCUGGUCGGCCUACGUGCCGUGCGAGGCGCAAUUCCUGGACGCUGUGCAGCUCACCCUCGAGCAGAUUGACGUCGUGCGCAGGCUCACGGCGCGCUACCCCAAGCGAAUCCGCCUAGUGACGACGAGCGGCGAGCUGGAGAACGCUCAUCGGGACGGGGUGAUCGCCAGCCUGGUGGGAAUAGAGGGUGGCCACAGCAUCGGCACCUCCAUGGCGGUGCUGAGGAGCUUCCAUCGGCUGGGCGCGCGCUACAUGACCCUGACCCACAAGUGCAACACGCCGUGGGCCGAUUCAUGUUCCACUGAUGAUCCGAAUACGGAUGUGGCCUCAGAGUUUCACAGCGACGGCCUCUCGGCGUUUGGCAAGAUGGUCGUGCGAGAGCUAAAUCGGCUCGGCAUGCUCGUAGAUCUUUCUCACGUCUCGGUGAAGACGAUGAAGGACGCCCUCGCGGUGACAAAGGCACCGGUUAUCUUCUCGCACAGCGCCGCUAAAGCGCUCUGCAAUUCCUCGAGCAACGUCCCGGACGACGUACUACGGAAUUUGUCUCUCAACGGUGGUCUGGUUAUGGUCAGUUUCGACAGCGCACAUUUGAGCUGCGAUGAUAAGGCUACCAUGUAUGACAUCAUAGCCCACAUCAAUCACAUCAGACGAACAGCUGGCGUGAACCACGUGGGUCUCGGCGCGGGUUACGAUGGAAUUCUAAGGCCACCGACAGAAUUGCCGGACGUCUCCGGCUAUCCUUUGCUGCUGGCCGAGUUGACCAGAGAUCGCCGAUGGUCCGCGACAGAUAUAAAGAAGCUGGUGGGCGGAAAUUUGUUGCGCGUUCUCAAAGAAGUGGAAAAUCACGCGGCAACCCUCUUGCACCAGUUUCCGACGGAGGAGUGGAUUCCUCAGGAUCAACUCAUAGAGGACAACGCCUUUUGCAGAUAUCACGACGCGAGUCUCUUUGUUUGAUUUUUGGAUGCACAACAGAUUUUAGGAUUCGCCCGGCAUGCAAAUUAGUUCAAAUUUUCUUUUCCCGGAAGAAAUUCACAGGCGAAGUGUUCAUCGUUUUGAGUCUCGCUCGACGCGGUGACAAAUACGGAUCCGUGGAUCGAUGAGCAUAUUUUGAAUCGCCGCACUAUCGGUUCAGUUGCAUCACACCCAAUUGAGUUUAUAUCAAAAUGGAUGUUAACAAUACGCAUGUGCAUGCGCGCACACGACGCCACGGGCUAACAGAGGCGGACAAGUCGCAAUAUGUCAAUUACAUCGUUUAAUUUUUAACUCGAGGCUUAUAUUUCAAUCGGGGACGGCGCCGUAAAUAAUCGGGCCUGAUCUGCUAUCUGAAUCUCGUACAGCACUUUGAGGGUAACAAUUGCCGAAUAAAACAGACCCCACACUGCGCGCAGCAAUCCGUUCCUGACGAAUCGUGGCGCGGAAAUGGUGGGGGAUUCGAA
Linepithema humile (Argentine ant) is the source of this 2145-nucleotide messenger RNA. Lineage: Eukaryota; Metazoa; Arthropoda; Insecta; Hymenoptera; Formicidae. The record is from RefSeq and is a predicted model, not a curated record.